This is a messenger RNA of Cuculus canorus (common cuckoo), 6525 nucleotides long. RefSeq names its product transmembrane protein 131 (gene TMEM131). NCBI's taxonomy places the organism in Eukaryota, Metazoa, Chordata, Aves, Cuculiformes, Cuculidae. Bases 90 to 5777 code for a protein of 1895 amino acids. The record is from RefSeq and is a predicted model, not a curated record. The transcript has 41 exons. Gene Ontology annotation, cellular component: membrane.
CGGCCCCGCCCCACCCCGAGCUCCCCCGCGCGCGCGCCGCGGCCCGAGCGGAGAAACGCGGCGCGACCCGCGGCGGCUGCGGCAGCGCGAUGACGGCGCGGCGGGAGGCGGCGGGGGCUGCCGGCGGCUGCUGUUGCUGCUUCAGCAGCACCAACACCACCACCACCGGCUCCCCCUUCCCUCGCGGCGCCGGCAGCUGUGCGGCGGCUGCUGUCCGGCGGGGCGCGGCGCUGCGCUUCGCCUUGCUGGUGCUGCUCUCUUUCUACACGGCUCGGGCCGAGAAGGAAGCUUUCAUCCAGUCAGAUGGAAUAAUAGAAAUGCUACGUUUUGAUGAAGGAGACCUAUUGCAGACAGAGACAACUAUAGGCCUCAGUUCAUAUCAGCAGAAAAGUGUAUCCCUGUAUCGGGGAAAUUGCCGACCUCUCCGGUUUGAGCCACCAAUGCUGGAUUUCCAUGAACAGCCAGUUGGAAUGCCAAAAAUGGAAAAAGUUUACCUGCAUAACCCUAGCUCAGAAGAAACAAUUACAUUAGUAUCAAUAUCUGCUACAACGUCACAUUUUCAUGCAUCAUUUUUUCAAAAUAGGAAAAUUCUUCCAGGAGGGAAUACGUCCUUUGAUGUAGUUUUCCUCGCAAGAGUAGUGGGAAAUGUAGAGAACACUUUAUUUAUUAACACAUCUAAUCAUGGGGUAUUUACUUAUCAGGUGUUUGGCAUUGGAGUACCGAACCCCUAUCGUCUGCGCCCAUUUAUUGGGGCACGAGUUCCUGUAAAUAGCAGUUUUUCUCCUAUAAUAAAUAUACAUAACCCUCACAGUGAACCUUUGCAGGUGGUAGAAAUGUAUUCCAGUGGAGGUGAUCUUCACUUAGAGCUUCCAACAGGUCAGCAAGGAGGUACAAGGAAGCUAUGGGAAAUACCGCCCUAUGAAACAAAAGGAGUGAUGAGAGCCAGCUUUUCUUCAAGAGAAGCGGAUAAUCAUACAGCCUUCAUUAGAAUAAAAACAAAUGCCUCGGACAGCACAGAAUUUAUCAUUCUCCCUGUUGAAGUAGAAGUUACAACAGCACCAGGAAUAUAUUCAUCAACAGAAAUGCUAGAUUUUGGUACACUACGGACACAAGAUCUGCCAAAAAUUUUAAAUCUACAUUUAUUAAAUUCAGGAACAAAAGAUGUGCCAAUUACAAGUGUUAGACCUACACCACAGAAUGAAGCUAUAACAGUACAUUUCAAGCCAGUUACAUUAAAAGCGUCUGAAAGUAAAUAUACCAAAGUUGCAAGUAUUAGCUUUGAUGCAUCAAAAGCAAAAAAAGCAUCACAGUCUUCUGGGAAAAUAACUGUCAAAGCGAAAGAGAAGAGCUACUCCAAACUUGAAAUACCGUAUCAAGCGGAAGUGUUGGAUGGAUAUUUAGGAUUUGAUCAUGCUGCCACGCUUUUUCACAUCCGUGACAGUGCUGCUGAUUCUGUGGAAAGACCAAUCUAUCUAACAAACACAUUCAGUUUUGCAGUCCUCAUACAUGAUGUUGUGUUACCAGAAGAAGCAAAACCAAUGUUUAAAGUCCAGAACUUCAGUAAACCAGUCUUAAUUCCGCCUAAUGAAUCCAGAUAUAUUUUUACACUUCAUUUUAUGCCUUCCACAUCAUCUGUUCAUAUAGAUAACAAUAUUUUACUUAUCACCAAUGCUUCUAAAUUUCACCUACCUGUCCGAGCAUACACAGGAUUUCUAGAUUACUUUGUACUGCCUCCAAAAACUGAGGAACGAUUUAUAGAUUUUGGCAUAUUGAGUGCAACAGAAGCUGCCAGCAUUUUAUUUGUGGUCAUCAACAGCAAUCCGAUAGAGCUGGCUGUAAGAAGUUGGCAUAUUAUAGGAGAUGGUUUGUCCAUAGAACUUUUAACAACCGAAAAGGGAAACAGAACGACGAUAAUUGCAAACCACCAUGAACUACAAAAUGCUAGUGCAUCCGAUCAGUCUUCAGUGAUACUAGCAUCAGGUUAUUAUGCUGUGUUUAGAGUGAAACUAAUAGCAAAGGAACUUGAAGGAAUUCACGAUGGAGCUGUACAAAUCACGACAGAUUAUGAGAUUUUAACUAUACCAGUGAAGGCAGUGAUUGCUGUAGGCUCGCUCACCUGCUCCCCAAAACACAUUUUUCUUCCACCCUCUUUUCCGGGGAAAGUAGUUCACCAGAGCCUGAAUAUCAUGAACUCCUUUUCUCAGAAAGUGAAACUACAACACAUCCGUUCCCUGUCAGAAGAUGUGAGGUUUUAUUAUAAGAGGCUAAGAAGUAAUAAAGAUGAUUUAGAGCCAGGGAAAAAAUCAAAGAUUGCAAAUAUUUAUUUUGAUCCCAGUUUAGAAUGUGGAGAUCAUUGUUAUGUAGGAUUGCCUUUCGUAUCUAAAUCGGAAUCUAAAGUUCAGCACAGCAUAGCAAUGCAAGAAGAUACAUGGGAUUCUGACUGGGAUUUGCAUGAGAACUUAUUCAAGGAAUGGACAGAUAUAAAAGAAAGCUCAAGCCAUAGACUGAAUGCUUUUUUUGAAGUAGACACAGAUCUUCAGAAGGAUGUCCGGUUGAAAGUUACAGCAGAAAUGACCUGGCCUUCCAUCCUUAGUUCACCACGCCACCUAGGCUUUCCUCUUACCAAUACGAACAGUUCAUCAGAAGAAGAAAUUUUUUUAGAAAAUCCAGCUGAUGUUCCUGUGUACGUUCAGUUCCUUCCUGUAGCCCUGUAUUCUAACCCAUCUACAUUUGUUGAUAAACUGUUAGAACGGUUUAAUUUGAGUAAGCCAGCUAAUUUCAAUCUGAGGACUCUAGAGUUCCAAGUCUUCAGAAAUUGCGUCCAACCACUGCAGAGCACUAUGGGAUUUACAAAGGGCCUGGCUCGUCAUUCAGUUUUAAGCCUAAUAUUAAAACCUGGUGAGAGAAAGUCUGUCAAAGUAAAGUUCACUCCAGUUCUUAAUAAAACUGUUUCUUCAUUAAUUGUUAUCAGAAAUAAUUUGACUGUAAUAGAUGCCAUAAUGGUACAAGGACAGGGAACAACUGAGAGUCUGAAGGUUGCAGGCAAACCUCCUGGUCCAGGAAGUUCUUUACGCUUUAAAAUCACAGAAGCAUUAUUAAAAGACUGCUCAGAAAAGAUGAAAUACAAAGAACCAAAUUUCACACUGAGAAGAACAUUUAAAGUGGAAAAUACAGGACAGCUGCAGAUUAAUGUGAAAACCAUGGAAAUCAGUGGCUAUACAUGUGAAGGAUAUGGAUUCAAAGUAGUUAACUGUCAUGAGUUUGCACUAAGUGCCAAUGCCUCUAAAGACAUUGUCAUAUUGUUUACACCCGAUUUCACUGCUUCCAGGGUCAUACGCGAGUUAAAAUUCAUCACCAUAGGAGGCUCUGAAUUCCUGUUUGUCUUGAAUGCGUCCCUUCCAUAUCACAUGUUAGCAACAUGUGCAGAAGCGCUACCUAGGCCCAACUGGGAAUUGGCGCUGUACAUAAUCAUCUCAGGAAUAAUGAGUGUACUCUUUCUCUUGGUAAUUGGAACAGCCUAUCUAGAAGCUCAAGGAAUAUGGGAGCCAUUUAGGAGACGCUUGUCCUUUGAGGCCUCAAACCCUCCCUUUGAUAUGGGAAGGCCACUCGAUCUCAGGAGAAUAGUUGGAAUUUCAUCUGACGGAAACUUGAAUGCACUUGGAUCAGAUUCUAAUCACAAUUCAUCCAGAGGGAUCUAUGGAGCCAGCAGUUCUUCACGAUCCAGUGCAGGGAAUCAUAAACAAUACAAUGCAACAGCACACCUUCACAGCAAUAGAAAUGCACCUGAUGUUGAAAACAUCAAAUCCAAAAGCAGUUCAAGCAUACCUAAUAGGACUUCAGCACAAGCAGCUUCUGUGCAGUCAGUGAACAGAGCGGGCCCUUUUACCUUGGAUUCAGGUGCCACAGCUCAGACUCAUGCUGCAGGCAAAAGAGCCAAGGGGACAAGGCAGAACCAGCAGCUGACACAGCAGCCAGCACCAGCUUUGACAGAGCAGCCCCUCCAGCAACCUCCAGCAUCUGGGCCUCAGCAGCAAGAGCAACAGACUGAAAGCGCUUUGCCACAGCUACCACUUCCCAGCCCGCCACAUGCUGAAUGUGAGGGCAGCAGAAGGCACAGCUCAGAGGAUUCAGAUCUCACUGGGCUUAUAGAAACUAUGGAAAAAGACUUUGACCAUCCAGAAUCCCCUUCCCCAGAUGUGUUUACAGAGCAGCCCCCAUCUCCACUAGCAAAAAACAAAGGGAAAGGGAAAACACUUCAGCGCAAGGCAAAGCCACAGAAGAAACGGGAAGAAAAGGACAGAAGAGGGAAAGGAAAGCAACAGGAGGAUGAACUGAAGGAUUCCUUGGCAGACGAUGACAGUUCUUCAACCACAACAGAAACCUCCAACCCAGAUACAGAACCACUUCUCAAAGAGGAACCUGAAAAACAAAAGGGAAAAGUUAUACCAGAAAAACCUGAAAAUGAAAUAGUUCCGGUAAAACAGAAAACUAAAAAACUGCUAGCAAGUAUCAAGAAAGAAAACCCUGUAGACGUGAAAACCAGUUCCUUGGAAUUGCCUUAUACUCCUCCACUGGAAAUCAAGCAGCGCAAAACCUUUCCAUCCAAGAUGUCUACACAGCACCUUCUGACAAAUGGGUCUAAAUCAAGAAACAUCCCCAAAACAAGAGGUCCAAACAGUAAGUUAACAGACAGCAGGCCAUCAGUAUUAGCCAAAUUUCUCCCCAGUAGUUCUGGACAGGAGCUAGGAAACACCAGCAGCUCAGAAGGCGAAAAGGAUUCUCCACCACCGGAGUGGGACUCUGUACCUCUUCACAAAGCUGGCAGCUCUACGGACAACCUUUAUAAACUCUCUCUGCAAACCCUGAAUGCAGAUGCUUUCCUGAAACAACGACAGCCCUCGCCGACACCUGCCUCUCCAUCUCCUCCUCCUCCUCCUGCAUCUUUAGCUUUUGGGCCCCGAGGAGGCACUUACAGCAGCAUUGUGAACAGCAGCUGCAGCAAUGAAACAAAAAGCAAGCAGCCUAAUGGUACCAAACAUAAGCUGGCAAAGGCAGCUUCUCUUCCAGGCAGGAAUGGAAACCCCACUUUUGCUGCUGUAGCUGCAGGUUAUGACAAGAGCCCAGGUGGCGGUGGUUUACCAAAGGUUUCUCCAAGCAAGACAGAGGUUUCCAGCAAUAUCAGCAUGUCCCACACAGCUGUUGACAGUGAUGGCUCUGACAGUUCGGGUUUGUGGAGUCCUAUCAGCAAUCCCAGCAGUCCGGACUUCACGCCUCUCAACUCAUUCUCUGCAUUUGGACAUUCUUUUAAUUUAACUGGAGAGGUUUUUAGCAAACUUGGUUUAGCUCGAUCAGCUUAUGGGCAGGAUGUUCAGAGAAACUGGACUGAAUUCAACAACGUUCCAUCAUCCAUCUGGGAUCCUUCAGCUACAGAUUCUGUACCCUCCUGGCCAACAAGCUCGAGUUCCCCAACUCAUACAACUGCAUCGAUCCUUGGUAACCCUGGCCUGUGGUCCACCACUCCGUUCAGCAGUUCCAUUUGGUCAAGUAAUCUCAACAGCGGCCUUCCCUUCACCACUCCAACCAACGCAUUGUCAGGCAUUGAUCUAAUGGGUUGUGAGAACUCUUCUGCUGCUCCUCCUCCACCCACCACUGCCACCGUUGCCAAUCCUGCUGAAGACAUAGGACAGACCUACAAUCCUUGGAGAAUUUGGAGCCCAACAAUUGGAAGAAGAAGUUCAGAUCCUUGGUCUAAUUCGCACUAUCCUCAUGAAAAUUGAAGUUAAACAAAAGGGAAGAACUCUUAUCCAGGUCAUGAUACAAUUCUGAAUGCAAAUUAAAUGCAAAUUUUUGAAAUAUCAUUUUCAGGCUGUUGCUGGUCAUUGCUUCCCCCCCACCAGUCAUGCUUUCCUCACUCGCUCCUUUUUGAAGUCUGUCCUGCGAUACAGUAGUUUGAGAUUGCAGAUAAGCUUGAAAAAGUCUGGGUGCGGUCACAGAGCCCAACUACAGCCGGAGCCUGUAAAUCUGAACAAUUCCACUGAUUUCAUCUUUUACCACCUGCCAUCUUUAUUUAGGAACCAAUUUGAACUCUAAAACGAUCCUGGCAUGCAAUACUUUUAUGAAAAAUACCGGUUUGGGUUUUUAAAUUUUUUCCAGUAUUAUCCUCUAAGUUCUAAUUUAAAAUCAAAAGGGCACUUUGUGCUGAAAUGCAGAGUAUUUUUUUAAAAUAAGGCUGUCUUUGUUAACACAGGUUCUAAGAAUGUAAAAAAGAAAACAUAAAAAUUCAACAAAAAAAACACAACAAAACCAACGCGAAACCUUAAGAGCAAAAUGGCUGAAUGUACAAGCAUUCUGUUGAGACUGUAAUACACUUUCUGUGCUGUUUGUACAUUUGUAAACCUGAAUGCAUUUUUAAGUUGAACUGAAAUGCACACAGCCAAGACUUGUGGAAGAAACAAGAUACCUUGUGUAUUUCUUAUGGAUACAACUUUGGGUUGUACUUUAAAAUAAAUACUGCUUUUUUCAAGA